GCGCGGCCGGCGCACAGUCCGCAGCAGCAGCGCCAUGAACACCGUCAUCGCCGUGCUCGUCCUGGUGGCCGCGGCCGCGGCCGCACCGCCCUUCCUGGACUUCGCCAAGGAGGCCGACGACGGCGGCCCGUUCGGGGUCGCCGCCGGUCCUCGCCUCCCCCAGCAGGACUCCGACGCCGACAUCCUGGACAGGAUUUUCCAAGCGCUGAAGGAGGAGGGCGUCGGCCAGGUCGGCCAGGUCGGCCAGGACGCCGUCAACCAGGACUCCAGCCAGGACGACGACGACGACGAGAACGACAGCUUCGAGAGCCCUCCGCCCAAGGGCGUGUCCUGCGACGACCACGCGUGCAACAAGGCGUGCGAGGUGAUGCUGGGCUUCAGCGGGGGCUUCUGCAACCACUACAAGCUGUGCACCUGCGUGAGGAUCCCCAGCCCCCGCCACCCGGCGCCGUGGGCCGCGAACCACGGCCCGCGUCUUUGAAGACGCCGUGCUGUAGUCUUCGCUGUCGGCGCUCUCCGACACUAUUUUAAUUUUUGUACCCAGCCAUUUGUAAUUUAUUUGUUUUGCCUUACGUGAUUACUCCAGCUACGCUGGUUGCUCUGCGAUAUAACAGUCGUCAAUAAAUGAAACGCAAACAGA
Messenger RNA from Thrips palmi, 640 nucleotides. RefSeq lists its product as uncharacterized. The coding region runs from base 35 to 481 and encodes 148 amino acids. The transcript is spliced from 2 exons. NCBI's taxonomy places the organism in Eukaryota, Metazoa, Arthropoda, Insecta, Thysanoptera, Thripidae. The record is from RefSeq and is a predicted model, not a curated record.